Penaeus chinensis is the source of this 1956-nucleotide messenger RNA. Its product is annotated as molybdopterin synthase catalytic subunit-like. Gene Ontology annotation, molecular function: molybdopterin synthase activity. NCBI's taxonomy places the organism in Eukaryota, Metazoa, Arthropoda, Malacostraca, Decapoda, Penaeidae. The record is from RefSeq and is a predicted model, not a curated record. The transcript is spliced from 11 exons. Gene Ontology annotation, cellular component: cytosol. Gene Ontology annotation, biological process: Mo-molybdopterin cofactor biosynthetic process. Bases 154 to 1536 code for a protein of 460 amino acids.
UUGUCCGGUCCUUUGGGGAGCUAGAGAAGAUCCGAAGGAGUGUUAUCAUAUCGCUCAACCAGGAGUACUGUGCACCCGGUCAGGACCUUGCACUUUCAACAGGAGACGAAGUGGCAAUCAUCCCUCCAAUCAGCGGAGGCUAGAUAUCUUACUAUGGAUCACGUAAAACUGACCCAGGAAGUGCUUUCCGUUGAUGAGGUAACUCGCCUUGUCACUGAUCCAGCAUGCGGGGCUGUCAGCCUUUUUGUUGGUACUACUCGAGACAACUUCCAGGGUCAAACUGUAGUGAGGUUAGAAUAUGAGGCGUAUCAAGAAAUGGCAGAAAAGGAGAUGGUAAAAUUAUGCAAAAGGGCAAGAGAAAAAUGGACUUUACAACAUAUAGCCAUCUACCACAGACUUGGUGUUGUCCCAGUAACGGAGUCGAGUGUCAUAAUUGCUGUCAGUUCUGUACAUCGCCGUGAGUCUCUUGAGGCUGUCUCAUUCCUUAUUGAUGAGCUGAAGGCAAAUGUACCGAUCUGGAAGAAGGAGAUCUACAACAAUGGAAUUGGUGACUGGAAGAAGAACAAAGAAUGCCAGUGGGUCAACAGCAAAGGUCCAGAGGCUGAGACAAAGGUCGACAGCGAAGAAACGUGUUCUGGCAAAAGAGCAUUGGAUGACAAUGACAACACAUGUUCACAACCUGUGAAAAAAAUCAAAACAGAACUUUCUGAUGAAGCAAAGUCAUUGGAACAUUGCAAUCAGGACCAAGACUCAAGCUGCAAUACAAGCAAAGUAAAGUGUGAACCAGAAAACCAUGAAAGUGAGAGGAAAAUUGAUCCAUCUUAUGUACAGAUUGUUGUCCCCAAGAAAGAACUGGAUCGAAGAAUUGCAGCCUUUCAACAACGCAAACGCCAGGAACUGGAUGUCUUAAAUGUACAAGAAUUUUGCACAUUGUCAGGAGGUGCCUCAACUAUGAGUUCUUGCGCUCGAACUUCAGCUGUUGUUCUUAGGUCAAAGGAUUCUAAUAGUCAUUUGAAGUUGACCAAAGUAGUGAAUGAAUGGGGUCCUCAGACUAGGGGAAUUGAUCCAGGCUCAAAGCCCAUUGAUGUGGUGCCAGUGAAGGAGGAACAAAGAGGAAUGAUAAGAUCCCAUGGAAGCAGCACUGAAAACUUGCAAGAGCCAGGCUGUAACAUCAAACAAGAAAAUAAUUCUGAGUCAGUACAGUGCAAAACAAAUUUUAUAGAUCAGCAAGGAGUGUUGCCAGAAGGCAUCGAGGAACGACUACACAAUGUCGAGUCGCACCUCAAAAUUCUUCCGGGAGGUCCUGUGCCACACGACGUCUAUACCCGACUCAAGGCUGUGGAGGAUCGCCUUCUCCACCUCGAGGGAAUUUCACCAGAAUACUUCGGAGACAAGAAAAUAAAAAUCCCAGAGAAGCAGUCAUAUAAAAAGGAAAUUAAAGCAGUUGAAGAUGAUAUCUCCUUGAGUGAGAUAGACCUGCGCAUCCAUCACCUCAAAAUGAAGCUGAAACAGCGACAGAUCAAACAGGUUAUUUGAAGAGGGCUCGAAGGUUAUGCUGGGUUGUGUUUGAAGAGGAUAAUGCUGAUAUUGCUGUUGUUUUUGUUGGUUUGAUAUUUGUGGCAAUGUGCAGAUGCUAGAUUUGAUUAGCGUUUCUGUUUCAAGGUUGAUUGUUUUCUCUCUAUUUUCUUUUGCAUUAUUUCAAUCACUUUUAUAUUUUUUUUUUUUUUUUUUUUUUUUUUUUUGUCUUUCAUUAUGGUUUUCUGUUACUAUUGUUUUUCUUUUUUUCUUCUUUCUUUUUUUUUUUGUUAUUGUAUUGUUACCCUUGAAAACCAUUUUUUGUUUUCAAAAAUAGUGUCCAUAUAAUCUUUACUUCUAUCAAAGAGAUAUUCCAAAAAAGGAGAAAUCAGAACAAACAGAAAAUUAACUCUCAUUGAUGACAAUAAAAUACUUCUUAAU